AGAGUUGAAGAACAUUGCAUUUUGAUUAUUUCUCACUAAACACUGGUUCUCUUAGACAACCAGCAAAAAUGCUAACAUUUGAUGAUGUUUUGAAGGAGGUCGGAGAGUUUGGAAAAUAUCAGAAAUGGAUUACCCUGAUUUUGUCUAUCAGUGGAGUGACAUUCUCAUUUCUGAUCGUUGUAGUUAUUUUCCUGGGAACUCCUCCGAAGCACAGAUGCAAAACCCCAGGAUCGGCUGAACUAAGAGAAAGGUGUGGGUGGUCUCUGGAAGAGGAAAUGAAUUACACUCUACCUCUGGACAGCUCAAGCAGCACCUCAUACAGCCAGUGUGAGAAAUACAAUAUAGACUGGAAUACUACUUUUGUUAGUUGUGAAAAUCCACUGCUGUCAAUCCAGAAUGGUACCUCUGAUAUGCCUCGUACAGGUUGUAAUGAUGGCUGGGUUUUCGAAAGCUCACGUUCAAGUAUUGUAAUCGAGUAUGAGCUUGUGUGUAAAGAUGCUUGGAUGUUGGAUAUGUCUCAAGCUUCCAUUGAAACAGGAUUCCUAGUUGGAGCGAUAAUCACAGGCUACAUUGCAGACAGAUUUGGUCGAAAAGUGUGUUUGUUGAUCUCACUGUUUGGAGUCGCACUCACUGGUAUCAUUGUAUCAUUUGCACCAAACUACCCAUUGUUUCUGAUUUUUCGUAUUCUUCAAGGCAUAUUUGGAAGAGGAAUAUGUAUAACAAAUGCUGUCAUUGCUACAGAAAUUGUUGGAGCAAAAUACAGAAAGGUUGUUGCAAUCAUAACGCAGUCAGCCUUUGGGGUGGGGAUAAUGUUACUUCCCGGCAUUGCCUAUUGGAUCAGGUCUUGGAAAGGACUUCAAAUUGCUGCUUCUGUACCAAACUUUAUUUUGCUGCUUUACUGCUGUUUAAUUCCCGAAUCUCCUCGGUGGCUUUUAUCUCGCAAGAGAAAUAGAGAAGCAUUUAAAAUUACUCAGCAUAUGGCAGAACAAAAUGGAAAGUGUCUCCCCGCAAACUACAAUGAGAUGCUACUAGGGGAAAACAUUACUGGGGAGAUAAGCAACCCUUCCAUUUUAGAUUUGUUCAGGACUCCACAGAUGAGAAAGCACACCCUUAUUUUAAUGUACUCCUGGUUCACCGGUGCUGUGGUGUAUCUGGGACUUAUUUUGCGUUUGGGACUUCAGGAAGAUGACGUUUACUUUGAUGUUUUUAUUGCUGGUGUUGUGGAACUACCAGCCACAUUUCUAAGCGUUAUAGCUGUCGAUCGAGUGGGCCGACGUAAACCGUUUAUCUUAUCCAACCUUAUGGCAGGAUUGUUCUGUGUAAUAUCUAUCUUUAUAUCGAAAGAAAUGUACUGGCUAAAGUCCUGUUUGGUCACGUUGGGCAGAUUUGCAAUUACCAUGUCCUUUAGUGUGCUUUACCUUGUAAACACAGAACUGUAUCCUACCUCAAUACGGAACCUUGGUGUUUCUGUGUGUUCAUCAUUAUCAGAUAUUGGGGGGAUCGUAACCCCAUUUCUGCUCUUCAGAUUAGGAUUUAUUUGGUCUGAGCUGCCUAUCAUCGUAUUUGGUGUGCUUGCAUUGAGCUGCAGUGGCUUAUUGCUACUUUUGCCUGAAACAAGGGGCAUGAGAUUACCAGAAACUGUGGAGGAUGUCGAAAAUAUUUCAAGACUUUAUGAAUGGGACCAUGAUGUGACUAAGGAGAUGAUCAAUAUUUCCACUUCUACCUAAAGAAUAAAGGCAACAUUUCCUAAAGGAAACCACCGCCUAUCUCAGAAUGUUCUGUGAAGCAUUUUGAGACGUCUAGCAGAUGUGAAAACCGCUAUAUAAAAUGCAAGGAUUAUUAUUAGUAUUAUUAUUAUUAUUAUUAUGUUGACUUCCACAGUGUUAAUUUCAGUCAUUUGAGCACUGUCAAAAAAAUAAACAUUCAAUCGUGUUACAGAAAAUUAUUGUCAUUCUGACAUUGUGAAGAGUAAGUGAAUGAAUAAUAAAAAGUAGUCAAAUAAUGUUCUUAAGCUAUCUCUGCAUUUUCCAAUCUACCAGUUAACAUUGUUCUGAAUGUAAAGAUUACAGUAUUUACAGUUGAACAUAAACUUUGAUGUUUAGCCUAGAUAGAUGCAAAUAUUUGCUCACAAAUAAAGUCACUCUAGUUAACAGUAGAUCCUGUAAUGCGUCCUGACGUCAAACAUGCUUUACCAAAUGUAAUGAUUAUUAUUUAUCAUUAAACAAAAUUGAUUCUUUA
Molecule: messenger RNA, 2238 nt
Organism: Callorhinchus milii (elephant shark)
Lineage: Eukaryota; Metazoa; Chordata; Chondrichthyes; Chimaeriformes; Callorhinchidae
Product: solute carrier family 22 member 3
Exons: 11
Coding region: 69-1727 (552 amino acids)
Biological process (GO): transmembrane transport
Cellular component (GO): membrane
Molecular function (GO): transmembrane transporter activity
Source: RefSeq, a predicted model, not a curated record